Molecule: messenger RNA, 3769 nt
Organism: Andrographis paniculata
Lineage: Eukaryota; Viridiplantae; Streptophyta; Magnoliopsida; Lamiales; Acanthaceae
Product: transcriptional corepressor SEUSS
Exons: 11
Coding region: 712-3363 (883 amino acids)
Biological process (GO): negative regulation of transcription by RNA polymerase II; positive regulation of transcription by RNA polymerase II
Cellular component (GO): nucleus; transcription regulator complex
Source: RefSeq, a predicted model, not a curated record
UCGACUAGAGAGAGAAAGAGAGAAAAAAAGUUGAAGAGAGAGAAGAAUGGACGCGAACAAGAGAGAGAGAGGCGGACAGAAAGACAAACAAUGAGCGGAUUCAAUCCGAUCUAAUGCAAAUUUGACGUCCGCAAUAAAAACCCUCCAGAGUGUACCCGCAUUCUAUCUCUCCCCCCCCCCCCCUCUCUACUCCCUGCUCAUCUUUCUCCCUCUAAAAAGGUCGUGCGCCUUCGAUUCCGAGGUGACUUUUCCCGCAUCCACUGAUACUUACACACUCGACCGUGCCUGUAUCUGUACUUGCCUGUUAAAUUUUGGGGGAAGGGUUUUGUAAUUUUGUUGGGUAGGAAGUUAUUUCGAUUAAUUGAUGGUCGAAGAGGAGGAAGGGAUAGUGGAGAUUGAAGUGGCUUUUAACUUCAGUAUCGCGGGUUUGACGGAUUUCGUUGUCGAAAUCCUACUCAGGGAUUGAUAGGACAGGGUGUGAAAGAUUUUGACUUGGAUAGACGAAUACCUCGUUGGAUGUUGAGAGAAAAAAGUUAGUUAAUCUGAUACGAUAAAUUCUUAUUUUCUCAACUUGAUGCCAUACUCACCCAUCACAUGUUACAUUUGACCUUUUAAGGAUCCUAAGAUUCGAUGAUUGUGUGUAUAAUUUUAUUAGCAGACUUAUCAGUUUACUUUUGAGUUUGUAGGGUUUGUGUACACUUUUCAGAAAAGAUGGUUGCGCAAGGGCCUCCUACACCGCACGGUGGAGGCCACUCUGUUCCGCCUUCUUUAUUGAGGUCAAAUUCGGGUCUGUUGGGUGGUCAAGGGGUUGGAAUGCCUUCACAGAAUUCGUUUCCUUCUUUGGUGUCUCCUCGCAAUCAGUUUAGUAAUAUGAACAUGCUCAGCAAUGUGCCGAAUGUUUCAUCCCUGCUUCAUCAGUCAUAUGGUAAUGGGGGCUCGGGUUCUGGAACCUCCCAGCGAGGGAUUAAUGAUGGUGGGGCGGAACAAGAUCCACUCUCUGGCGUUGGAACUGGUAUGGGGUUUAAUCAUCCUUCGUCCUCUUUCAUGUCUUCCCCAGUGACAGCCAAUCCACAUUCAUCCGGUGAAGUUCAAGGGCAGCAGCAAUUCUCGAACACUUCUGCCAACCAUAUGUUGACAAACCAGCAGCAAUCUCAGCAACUUGAUCCUCAGAAUUUUGAACACAAUCAGCAGCAGUUGCAGCAGUUUUCGGUCCCGAGCAAUCCCCAGCAACAGCAACAAUCACAACAGCAGCAGUUUCAAGCGAUGCAGUCUGGACUGGGAGGUGUCGGUCAAAUUAAGUUGGAGUCUGGAACUAAUGAGCAAGCAACACAGCAGCUGCAAUCUUUGCGGAAUCUUGGUUCGAUGAAAUUGGAGCCUCAGCAGCUGCAAAGCAUACGAAACUUGGGCUCGGUGAAAAUGGAACCCCAACAUUCGGACUCUUCUUUGUUCUUGCAUCAACAGCAACAGCAGCAGCAGCAACAGCUCCUUCUCUCACGGCAGUCACCUCAAGCUGCUGCUGCCGCACAGAUUUUUCAUCAACAGAGGCUAAUGCAAUUUCAACAACAGCAGCAACUCUUGAAAUCUAUGCCUCAACAAAGGUCUUCACUGCAACCACAGUUCCAACAACAGAAUUUGCCUCUGAGGUCUCCUGUAAAACCAAUUUACGAGCCUGGAAUGUGUGCCAGAAGGCUGACACAUUAUAUGUAUCAGCAGCAACAUAGACCUGAAGACAAUAACAUUGAGUUUUGGAGAAAAUUUGUUGCUGAGUACUUUGCUCCUAAUGCCAAGAAGAAGUGGUGUGUCUCGAUGUAUGGAAGUGGUCGCCAAACUACUGGUGUAUUCCCUCAGGAUGUGUGGCACUGUGAAAUCUGCAACCGCAGGCCUGGUCGUGGAUUUGAGGCAACUGCUGAGGUUCUUCCCAGACUGUUCAAAAUAAAAUAUGAAAGUGGUACUUUGGAAGAAUUGCUCUAUGUUGAUAUGCCUCGUGAGUAUCAGAAUUCUUCUGGUCAAAUAGUUCUGGAUUAUGCAAAAGCCAUACAGGAGAGCGUUUUUGAGCAACUUCGUGUAGUUCGUGAUGGCCAGCUUCGAAUUGUCUUCUCUCCGGACCUUAAGAUCUGUUCUUGGGAGUUUUGUGCUCGACGCCAUGAAGAGCUUAUUCCUAGGAGAUUGCUGAUACCCCAGGUUAGCCAACUUGGUAAUGCUGCCCAAAAAUGUCAGACUUCAACCCAGAAUGCAUCGACAAAUAUCACUGCUUCCGAGCUACAAAGUAACUGCAAUAUGUUUGUAUCUUCAGCUCGUCAACUGGCGAAGGCAUUGGAAGUUCCGUUGGUAAAUGAUUUGGGCUAUACAAAGAGAUAUGUGCGGUGCCUUCAGAUAUCAGAAGUUGUUAAUAGCAUGAAAGAUCUUAUCGAUUAUAGUCGUGAAACUGGAAAAGGCCCUAUGGAGAGCCUAACCAAAUUUCCUCGAAGAACUGCCUCGCCCGCAUCCCGAGUUCAAUCUCAACAACCCGAGAGUCAGGUCCAGCAUCAGUCACAAUCAAUGGGUCAAAGUCAGGUCCCGAACCAGCAGCAGCCGCAAUCGAUGGGUCAAAGUCAGGUCCCGAAUCAGCCGCAGGCGCAGUCGAUGGGACAAAACGGUCAGAACUCGAAACUCAAUAACCCGAUCCAGCCUGCCUCUAUGCAACCCUCGAGUAAUGGUCCCUCGAGCGGCGGUAGCAACGUGAACGUGGCUACGACGUCGUCUGCUGCUACCAUUCCUGUGAUGCUACAUCAAAAUUCGAUGAAAUCCCGGCAGCAAAACCCUUCGCCGGCGAAUACUCGUUACGGAAAUGCCGUUCAGAUGCCCCCCUCAAGCCCCCUGCCACAGACUCAACCGACUCCGCCCCCUAUGCAGUCCCCGAACCCGACACCAGCUAAUAUCCGGCCGCCGUCGCACGGAAAUCUGCCGGGAACUCAUGCGGCUUCACCAAAUGUUGCGAUGCAGCAACAGUCUCUGUCCGGUGACGCUGACGCAAACGACUCUCAGAGCUCGGUCCAGAAAAUCUUACAUGACAUGAUGUCCUCGCACCUCAACCGCGGCGGGCUGAUGGGGAGCAACGUGAAGAACGUGAACGGGAACGUUCUCGUCGGAAACGGAGUGGCGAAUAUCAAUCCGAGCUCAAACUUUGGAACUGUCCCGAACGGAUUUGGCCAUGCCGCUGGGGUUAAUGGGUCUAAUUUGGAUCACGGCAACGACUCGUCCAUUAAUGGCCGAGUUGGAAUGCCGAUCAAUCAGCAGCAGGAUUCGAGCAAUCAGCUACUCAGCAGCCUCGGAGCCGUGAACGGGUUCGAUGACCUUCAGUUCGACUGGAAGGCGUCGCCAUAAUCGUUCGCCUGUUUUUUUUUCUAUUUUUCUUAAUUCCGGUGUCGUCCGUUUAUUUAGAUCUUAUAUCGUUUCCGGUGACUUAUGGAAGUGCGUAUACUUGAGACAUGUAAGUAGUGCAUUGCUUGCUUCCAGUUGUGGUAAAAAUCGAAGGGAAUCGAAAGCUGUGGUUUACAUCUUUGUGGCGCCCCGAAAGCUCGUCGCAAAGGAGCCUUCCGGAACCUUCUAGAAGACGGCGGACGAGCUGGGGCGACCUUCGGCGAGCAUGUAAACUACUCUUGCUUUCUAUAGUUGAUAGUUGUCGUCUAUUUCCUCCUUAGCCUGCGAGUGUAUAGUCGGGUUUUAAUCGUUGCGAGAUUUGAUUGAUUGUUACUCUCUAGAUUCCUAUACUCAUCUUUUGUCGCAGAAA